AUGGCGAGCUACGCUACUUGCUCCGAAGUAGGCCCACUAUGUCCCGUUGAACUCACGACUUACGGUUAUUAUCCCAAUUUCGCCGGCAACAUCUUCUUCAUCGUCUUCUUUGGCUUGCUCGGAAUAUGCCAAACCGGUCUCGGCCUCUACUACAGAACAUGGACAUUCUUGACGGCUCUCCUCAUUGGCACAUUUAUGGAAAUGGCCGGGUACAUUGGCAGGGUUCUCAUGCAUGACAACCCAUGGUCCGGACCUGCAUUCAAGCUGCAGAUCGUGUGCCUGGUACUCGCGCCGACCUUUGUCGCAGCGGGUCCCCGCCUUUUCACCUGGAUCUUCAUCGGAUGCGACAUCGGAUCUCUCGUUUUGCAGGCUGCAGGAGGUGGCGUCGCUGCAGCGGCUGGACAUACGGACUUUGAGAUGCUCAAAGCAGGCGACAACAUUAUCAUCGCCGGUAUCGCCUUCCAGGUUGCGACCAUGGCUGUAUGUGGAUUCUUUGCUGUCGUCUUCUUCUGGAGGGUCUUCAAGCGCGGCGAUGGGUUCUCGGGAGAGAAGAACCUCGAUGUUUCACCAAUUGUUCCCAAGUGGAUGCCGUUCGUCGUGGGCGCUGAGGUCUUUGCCUAUUUCACAGUCUUGACUCGGUGUAUCUAUCGUAUCCCGGAGAUGGCUGGUGGCUGGGGAAACCCGCUGAUGCAGAAGGAGAAUGAGUUCCUUGUCUUGGAUGGAAUGAUGAUUGCUCUGGCCUGCCUGGCCUUCACCAUCUUCCAUCCCGGAGUCUUCCUUCCAUCGCUGCGCUUCGCGCCCAAGAACCGCGCAUAA
Molecule: messenger RNA, 816 nt
Organism: Penicillium mononematosum
Lineage: Eukaryota; Fungi; Ascomycota; Eurotiomycetes; Eurotiales; Aspergillaceae
Product: RTA1 domain-containing protein
Exons: 4
Coding region: 1-816 (271 amino acids)
Cellular component (GO): fungal-type vacuole; plasma membrane
Source: RefSeq, a predicted model, not a curated record